Xiphophorus hellerii (green swordtail) is the source of this 2497-nucleotide messenger RNA. Its product is annotated as thyrotropin-releasing hormone receptor-like. Gene Ontology annotation, cellular component: membrane. Gene Ontology annotation, biological process: phospholipase C-activating G protein-coupled receptor signaling pathway. Gene Ontology annotation, molecular function: thyrotropin-releasing hormone receptor activity. The record is from RefSeq and is a predicted model, not a curated record. The transcript has 3 exons. The coding region runs from base 126 to 1292 and encodes 388 amino acids. NCBI's taxonomy places the organism in Eukaryota, Metazoa, Chordata, Actinopteri, Cyprinodontiformes, Poeciliidae.
UAGAAGCAUCAGUGGAGGAGGACAGAGCGGACCUGAACGCUGCCACCGUCUCUGAACGAACGCUGCUUCGUCCAACUCAUGGGUCCUCGCCUUUGAAUUGUUCCUGCUGGACUGGAAAAACAAAGAUGGAGAACAACACCACCGUUUUCCAGGAUGUCGCUCGGCUUGUGAAUCUGACUGCGAUGCCUCUGAACUCUGUGGAAGAACAAGUCAUAACCAUAUUGUUGACGACGCUCAUUUGUGGCGUUGGGAUCGCGGGGAACGUCAUGGUCGUGCUCGUCGUCCUGCGCACCAAACACAUGGUGACGCCAACGAACUGCUACCUGGUCAGCUUGGCCGUCGCUGAUCUUAUUGUGCUCCUGGCUGCAGGCCUGCCCAACAUCUCAGAUGUGGUGGCUUUCUGGAUUUAUGGCUACACAGGGUGCCUGUGCAUAACGUACCUUCAGUAUCUGGGCAUCAACGUGUCCUCGUGCUCCAUCACGGCGUUCACCAUCGAACGCUACAUCGCAAUCUGUCACUCCAUAAAGGCCCAGUUCUUAUGCACGGUCUCCAGAGCCAAAAGAAUCAUAGCUGGAAUCUGGAUCUUCACUUCCCUCUACUGCACCAUGUGGUUCUUCUUGGCAGACACUAAGGAAACCGUUUACACCAACGGGGUGGUUGUUACGUGCGCCUACCGAGUCUCCAGGAGCUUCUACAUGCCCAUCUACUUCCUGGACUUCACUCUUUUCUAUGUGGUUCCUCUAACUGUAGCCAGUGUGCUGUACGGGCUCAUCGCCAGGAUUUUGUUCAUGAGUCCUCUGCCGUCACAUCUGAGCGACCGAGCAGGAGGAGGGUCGGUUCAUCAGGGCCACUCCCACAGCACCAACAAGCCCAACAAGGGAGCGAUUGCUGCAAGAAAGCAGAUAACAAAGAUGCUGGCCGUGGUGGUGAUCCUCUUUGCGUUGCUGUGGAUGCCUUACAGAACGCUGGUGGUGGUCAACUCCUUCAUCGACCCUCCGUACCACGACACCUGGUUCCUCCUCUUCUGCCGGAUGUGCAUCUACACCAACAGCGCCAUCAACCCCAUCGUCUACAACCUCAUGUCUCAGAAGUUCCGCGUCGCGUUUAAAAAGCUGUGCAGGUGCAGCUGCCACGGCAGGGAGGCCGAGUACAACGUGGCGAUUUAUUACAGCGUGAUGAAGAGUUCUUCCCAUGGGAGCAACGAACCGGUCACAGAGCAGGAGGAGCUCAGCGCUCAAACGUCCAGCAGGUUCAACGUGACGGAGGAUGACGCCAGCGCGCUCAGUGCAUGAAACGUUGUUCAGACUCCUUGUUUACGUUUAGGUUUCCGGUUAUCUCUAUGGGUAAAAAGAUGUGUGGAUACUCUUGAUGAACUCUGUAGUGCUUAUGUGUGGAUUUGUGUGUUUUGCAUUUCUCAGCAGUGUAUUUAUUUUAAUAUUCCGUUUUAUACUGUAAAUAUGAAGCACGACAAGCUUCGGUGUUUGUAAGGUUGCACAGUAUAAAAUUAACAGCAAUAUUUAGGUUUAUCAAAUCUGUCUUAGAAAAAGAAUUUAAAUUUUUCAGUCAUGUUAUUCAUAUAUUUAUAAAUAUCAGAGAAGAGUUCCAGACUAAAUCUUUAAUUCACAAGCUAAAUAUUUAGUUUGCAAAUUAAAUAUUUAGUUGGGACUCUAAGUAUACAUAUAUUUAAACUUCUGAACUAAAUGUUUAAGUCUGAGCUUAAUGUGGGGUUUUAGGAAAUAUGACACAGCCACUUUAGAGUUUUAAUUGUUGACAUAAAACUCCAAUUGAAUCAUUUUGAUCCCCUCUUUGGAGAAUAAAUCAUUAAAAAAGCCCCAGACUUGUUAAAUUUGCAGAGUCAUGUUGCUGCUGGUGGUUUUCUUGCUAAUUAACAGCUAAAGUAUCAUUUUAUUCAACCCAACAGUUAUUAAGUUACAGUUUUGUCACCCUUACUCAAUGUUUUUUAAAAGAAAUGUCAGCUAUGUUAGUUUGUUUCAAAUCAAGUCCCAUUCACUAUCACCAAAUUAUAAUCCUCUGUAAGUGAGUUUAGGAAUAAUUUAAGAACUUUCAAGAUUAUAGCAACUCUUUAUUAACAACAUUAUGAUUGAUAAUGCCCACGGCUUCAGCUCUACAAAAUGAAUGCACAGCAAAAUGGAUGUGAAAGUGCUCUAAUUGGCUUAUUUUGAUAAAUGAGGCCACAACGAGAGUCUCAGUCUGAGGGGAAUCGGAUUUUGGCACAAGAUGAGCUUAUUAGUUAGCAGAUCGAACAUGUAGCCUGUUUCUAAGUUUUUAAGUUUACGUGUAUGAGCUAUUUCAAUGUUUAUCAUUGGUUAUGUGGUUUAGUUUCUCCAAUUUAUAUAUUUUCUCUGCUGGCUUUAAGCUCCCAGAUUGUCUUGAUUCCUAAAGGCAUUUUUAAAAAUGCAUUUUCUGUUUAUUUGAUCAUUUGGCCUGUGUUUGGCCUUACUUAUUCCUUGUUUUGAUUUAGAUCAAUCUUUGUUUU